Molecule: messenger RNA, 2395 nt
Organism: Musca vetustissima
Lineage: Eukaryota; Metazoa; Arthropoda; Insecta; Diptera; Muscidae
Gene: GramD1B
Product: protein Aster-B
Exons: 10
Coding region: 1-2373 (790 amino acids)
Biological process (GO): intracellular sterol transport
Cellular component (GO): endoplasmic reticulum-plasma membrane contact site; endoplasmic reticulum membrane; plasma membrane
Molecular function (GO): sterol transfer activity; sterol binding
Source: RefSeq, a predicted model, not a curated record
AUGGUUAAGCUAAUGGAAUUAAGCUUAAUUGGCCAAUGUGCAAAGACCAUUAAUUCCGAAGUUCAAAAUACUGAAAUAAGGGCAAGUUGUAGUCCAAAACCAUCCUCUGAAUCUACUGAACCACGGCCCCCUGGGGACGAAACGACAACUUUACAAAACAUCCAGGAUAUAUCAGCAGAUGUAAUCUCAUCAAAGACCUGCAUUUCUGUUGCUGAAUCUCUAUCAAAAGAAAGAAACGAAGAGGAUUCUCAAAGUAAAUCAAGUGAAAGUAUUACCGAGUUUAUACGGGCAUAUAAUUUGACAGAUCCGUCGUCGGAUAAAGCAAAAAACGUUUCACGUUUAUCUGAAAGAGCAAAGAAAAAGUCGUGGUAUAACGUGUUAUACCCCAACUAUAAAACACGUUCACAGGAAUUUAAGAGGUUAUUUAAGGAUGUGCCUGCUGAUGAGCGCUUAAUAGUUGAUUAUUCCUGUGCACUUUAUAGAGACUUACUUAUUCAAGGUCGUUUGUAUAUAUCACAAAAUUAUGUCUGUUUUCAUGCCAAUAUCUUGGGCUGGGAAACGUGUUUGGUAAUAAAGUGGAAAGACGUUACUUCAAUAACAAAAGAGAAAACAGCUCUAGUCAUACCAAAUGCUAUUUCAAUUGCUACUGUAACCGAAAAUUAUUUUUUUUCCUCAUUUACGACGCGUGACAAGACGUUUCUUAUACUCUUCAGAGUAUGGCAGAACACGUUAAUGAAUAAACCUAUGUUAGCUCAAGAAGUGUGGCAACUAGUACAUAGUUAUUACGGUGAUGAAUUAGGAUUAACCACAGAUGACGAAGAUUACGUAGAUCCCCGAAUAGCAGAUGAAAACGACGGCUGUGCCAUUUUGGAUUUCGUUUCUGCUAUAGAUGAUACACACUCGUUUAGCUUAGGAAGCCAGGAGUCUUCAAAUAUAUACAUAUUUCGGUCUUUUAGCAAUAAUAGCGGUUCCAGUAACUACAGUAGCAACAGUACCAGUAGCAGUGGUGGUGGUACUGCAGCAAUAUAUCGUACCAAUAGAGAAACCAAAAUGAAAUCGAAUGCCAAAGAACUCACCUUGAUCUCAGCAAAACCCGAGGAGGGUACUGCAACCAACGCACCCGCACAGAAUAACGCGGGUGGUCUGGGACAUGAUGGCAAUACGGAUCGCAAUAGUAGCAGCACUCCCGGCAAGGAAGUAAAACACAAUAAUGCCGCCAGUGAAAACAAACGAAAAGUAUCGAAAAAUAGUAGAGCACGCGAGGAAACUACAAGUAAAAAUGCCGAAACUUUACCAACUGAUAUUUCCGAUUCAAGCGAUUCGGAGGGAACAAAUAUACCAUUCGUUGCUACAACUGAGUGUACAUCACCUCAUGAGGGACGGCAAUUGGUGCACACAAUUCUGCCCAUCAAUAUAGAAACAUUGUUCAAUUUACUAUUUUCUAAAUCGAAAUUUUUAUUGGAUUUCCAUGCAAUGCGAAAAUCCACAGAUCUUGUUUUCGGCGAUUGGGUGAGAAAUGAUGAAGGACAAAGGACACGAACAGUUAAUGUGACUGUGACCCUGGCAGCAUCUGUUGGGCCCAAAACCUCAAAGGUUACAGAAUAUCAAGUAAUGCGUGAUUGCAGCAAACAAGGCGAGCUAUAUUCCAUAGAUGUAAAUAAUGUUAAUGCCGGCAUUCCAUAUGCAGAUAGCUUUAGUGUUUUAAUCCAUUAUUGUUUAGUAAAAACUGUUGACGACCAUACAAUGUUGUCUGUCCACGCCCAAAUCAAGUACAAAAAAUCAAUUUGGGGUGUUGUUAAGGGUUUUAUAGAAAAAAAUACCUGGGCUGGCCUGGAGGAUUUCUAUGGAUCUUUACUUCAGGCACUACAAAGUGAAACAUGUAUCCCACCAGCCAAAGGAAAGGGUAGGCGACCGCGGCGAGGAACUGCUGUUUCAAUUCGACCCCUGGAGGACACACCACAAAUGCAGACUAAACCAGAACCAUUAGACCACUUAAUUGGCACGCAAACUGUUAGCUCACGCAGCACUGCAGAAUGCCCAGCUGUGGUUGCUGAUACCACGAAUAAAUACAGGUGGCUGUCACUGUUUGUUCUUGUUCUAUUAUGUUUCCUCAUAAUUGUUAAUGUCAUAUUAUUGCUUAAAUUGUGGAGAUUAGAGGAUCGCUUAGAGGAAGAUAUGUUAAAUAGAGCACGUCUGCCUAAUUUGGCCGCAUUAAAGAAAUUGCCCAACAACCAUGAGGAUUGGAUUGACCUCUUGCGACAACAGGAAAUGUUGCACGAGACGGAACUACGAAAGUGGCAUACGGUUUUACAAACCGCAAUCGAGUUACUAAAGAAGACUGAAAAAACCUUGGCUGAACUUAUGUUUCGCUAACAUUUCCAUGUAUUGUAUUUUU